AUGUUUUUAUUAAUAUAUAUAAUCUUCAUUAUAUAUUAUUAUAUAUAAAUAUCGGAUUUUUUGAUACAUGGUUAUGGUUAUACGUGGAAGAAAAUUAGAUGAGCUUUGGAAGGUGCAAUGAGUUCCACUUCUAUGCCUGCACCAGGCAAAAUUCUGCCUCAAGGCUUUCCUCAUUUGCGCAAUGACAACUAUACAGUUUGGAUUAGCUGGUGCAUUGGAAACUCUAUGCGGGCAAGCUUACGGAGCAGAGCAAUAUCAAAAGCUUGAAACUUACACUUACUGUGCCAUCAUUUCCUUGAUUUUGGUCUGUCUCCCUAUAUCCUUUCUAUGGAUGUUUACAGACAAGCUUCUUAUCCUUAUAGGCCAAGACCCUUCAAUCUCCCAUGUCGCUCGCAAAUACUCUAUUUGCCUCAUUCCUAACUUGUUUUCAUAUGCUAUACUUCAAGCGCUGAUUCGCUACUUCCAAACUCAGAGUUUGAUCCUUCCAAUGCUGUGUAGUUCAUUUGCCUCUCUGUGUUUCCAUAUACCUCUCUGUUGGGCUCUAGUGUUUAAAGCAGAAAUGGGAAUCAUAGGAGCAGCAUUAGCCAUCAGUUUAUCAUAUUGGUUGAAUGUUAUCUUGCUUGGGUUAUACAUGAAGAAUUCUUCCGAAUGCGAAAAAACUCGUUCUGUGUUCUCAAAGGAUGUCUUCUUUGGCAUAAGGGAAUUCUUUCGCUUUGCUGUUCCUUCUGCAAUAAUGACUUGUCUUGAAUGGUGGUCUUAUGAGGUACUUAUUUUACUAUCUGGGCUGUUACCAAAUCCUAAAGAGGAGACCUCUGUGCUUUCUAUAUGCUUCACAAUCACCUAUCUGCAUUACUUCAUUCCUUACGGGUUUGGGGCCACAGCUGUUAGAGGAGGAAGAGACGAAGCCACUAGUGAAAACCGCGUCGAAAUCGGACGUCGGAAACCGGCGCACGCGCCGGCGGGGUGA
Messenger RNA from Populus euphratica (Euphrates poplar), 967 nucleotides. RefSeq names its product MATE efflux family protein 9-like. Gene Ontology annotation, molecular function: antiporter activity; xenobiotic transmembrane transporter activity. The record is from RefSeq and is a predicted model, not a curated record. Lineage: Eukaryota; Viridiplantae; Streptophyta; Magnoliopsida; Malpighiales; Salicaceae. Bases 182 to 967 code for a protein of 261 amino acids. The transcript is spliced from 5 exons. Gene Ontology annotation, biological process: transmembrane transport. Gene Ontology annotation, cellular component: membrane.